AUGGCCAAAGGCGGCGCAAAAGCUCAGUCCGCCCACGAUGCACCGGUGCAUGUUACUUCAGCGGAAACUUACCUCGAGGCUUACACGAGGCUGCUGCAGAACAAGCGGUUCGAGGAAACAUUCAGAUCGUUGACUCCUGAAGCUAUCAUCGGCAAUUUCAAUGAGCGUAAAAAUGAGACUGUAAGCGCACCUUGUGCCAGUGCACUAGCUCAUUACGUCCGAGGGAUAGGGCAGCGUGAGCCAUGGGCUCUCAAAAUGCAAGACGCCUCGUCCAAACUUCCAUCGGGCAUCAUGACGGGCAACAUCAUGAACUUGGGGUCUUUCGACGAGUGCGUUGGAGCGAGGGGCCGAUCAGCCGGUGUGGACAUCCGCGGCCGGCAUUGCAUGUACGAGUUUAAUUUGACGAGGAGCUAUCGGGCGUUGCCUUACGACCCCACGAUGUCGAUUUGCCUGCCAAACAGCUGCACGGAGAGGGACUUGCUUUCUUUGAUUGUGUCUACUGUUGGAGCGGCUGGCGAUUCGGUGUUUUUGCCCACCAGAGCUAAGUGUGUUUCGGAGAGGGGAGAAUUUUGGGAUGGCGAAACGACUCUCGUGGUUUUCAUUUGUGGCGCGUACUGCGGUUUCUUGCUUUUGUGUACAGUUUACGACGCAAUGGGCAGGUGGUUGGCCGACAAGGAUUGCAAGUCCGAGGAUGAAAAAACGCUGGUGCGUUUUUCGUUGUUGAAAAAUGCGGAGAGCGUCUUAACCACGGAAUCACAAAAGAACAAUUUGCCCGUCAUCAAUGGCUUGCGUUUCAUUAGCACAAUGUCGAUUGUCAUGGUUCACGACUUUAAUAGAAUUCUAGAGGUAUUUAACAAUAUUUACUUGGUCACCCACACUCGAGCCGCCCCUUAUUUCCUUGGUGUUGUACUCGGGUUCAUCAUCGAAACCAACUGUAAAUUAUCGAAGGUUUCUCGUAGCUUAGGAUGGCUUGUUGCAACUGGUAUCGUGAUAACAAUUUUCUUUGGGACCAAAUUCGUAUUGGAUGCGAACUACAAAUAUAUUCUACUAUUGGAAAUGCUUGGAUCGUCUUCUGCUCGAUUUUGUUGGUCGUUUGUCGUCUGUUGGAUAAUUUUUUCUAGUAUUAACGGCUCUGCAGGACCUUUACAAAAAUUGUUUUCGUGGAAAUAUUUUCUGCCACUCAGUAAAUUAUCUUACUCCAUGUUUCUCUUGCACAUAAUUUUCCCAUUCAUGCGAAUGAUGACCUCGAGAAAUCCACUUUACAUCAAUGACUGGUUGACUACUCACUCGUACAUCGGAAACCUUGUAUUGAGCAUCGUGUUUUCAUUCUUUUACACCAUCGCAGUUGAAAUGCCAGUGUUUUCCAUGGAUGACUUACUUUUACGAAGAAAAUGUUUACCUUCAAAGGAAGACGAUUCACCUCGCCUCAGCGAACCAAUGUCCAAUGAUUAUACUAUGACUGAGUUGAAGUAA
Molecule: messenger RNA, 1473 nt
Organism: Copidosoma floridanum
Lineage: Eukaryota; Metazoa; Arthropoda; Insecta; Hymenoptera; Encyrtidae
Product: nose resistant to fluoxetine protein 6-like
Molecular function (GO): acyltransferase activity, transferring groups other than amino-acyl groups
Source: RefSeq, a predicted model, not a curated record